UAUACUUUGCAGGUCGUUUUAACUAUAGUUAAAGGUUAAAUUUUUGAACCUAUAAAUUUAAGUAAUUACUUUAAAUUUAUUUUUCAGACAAUUAUCUACUAUGAUGCUUUAAUUGUAGAAUUUUACUUCCGUUUAAUAGUUUUUGUAGAAAAAAAGUUCGUUUAUAUUUUUUUAAUUAACGGUUUUAAAGUAUAAUGAUUUUUGGAUAGCAGUCGAAUUAAAUUCAAUCCACGUAUAAUUUUCUAUUACUAUAGUCCACAACUAUGUUUUAUUUCACUAAAGAAAAAAUACUUUCAUCGGCCCAAUUGAAAAAAUUAAGCGAGCAUACAUAUAAAUGUGAAAGUCGCAGCUUAACAGACUCUUACAUUCAACCAUUUUGGAAUUGGCUUGUGUUACAAACACCUAUUUGGUUAGCACCUAAUUUAAUUACACUCAUUGGACUAAUUGUUAAUGUUGCUACUACAUUAAUAAUCAUAAACUAUAGUCCUGACUCAAAGUCUGAGGUUCCUAGAUGGGCAAGUUUUUUAUGUGGAUUAGGGUUAUUUGUAUAUCAAAGUCUUGAUGCUAUAGAUGGAAAACAAGCUCGGAGAACUGGUUCAUCUACUCCAUUAGGUGAACUCUUUGAUCAUGGUUGUGACUCCAUUUCUACUAUUUUUAUUACAUUAUCAACUUGUAUUUCUGUAAAAUUGGGUGAAUACCCUUCUUGGAUGUUUUUUCAAAGUUUGUUUGCUAUUGGCUUAUUUUAUUUUGCUCACUGGCAAACCUAUGUUUCUGGUACUUUGCGAUUUGGAAAAUUUGAUGUUACUGAAUCUCAAUUAGUUAUCAUAACCUUGCAUUUAAUGUCAGCUAUUUUUGGAACCGGUGUUUGGGAUUAUGAAAUUCCAUUUUUUCAAAUGAAACUAAAAUUUAUGUUAUUAUUAACAACUAUGGUCAUAUCCAUAAUUUUAGCUAAGUCGAAUCUCAAUGUAAUACUUACUGGUGGUAUUGGUAAAAAUGGAUCUUCAGUUGCAGGAACAAGUGUAUUAUCACCUGCUAUUCCUCUAGUUUUAGUAAUGCUACCUGGUUACAUUAUUAGCUGCAAAAGUACUGAAAAUAUUUAUGAAAAUCAUCCAGUGCUAUACAUAAUGUCAUUUGGUUUAGUUUGUGCUAAAAUAACUAAUAAACUUGUGAUAGCACAUAUGACUAAGAGUCCUAUUGAGUAUAUUGACUCCACUCUUAUUGGACCAGCAAUGCUAUUUCUAAAUCAAUAUUUUAACUGUGUACUUCCUGAGUACUAUGUUCUUUAUAUGUGCUUGGUGUGGACAAUUGUUGAUCUAUCACUGUAUUCAAUAUUUGUUUGCAAAGAAAUAUGUGAUCAUUUGAGAGUUUAUUUGUUUUACAUAACUCCUAUAGUAGUUUCAACUAAAACUAGUGCAUCUAGUAAAAUUGGAGGAUUAUCCAGUAAAAAUGGAAGUAAUAUAGGUGGUUCAAAUCAUCAUUUUAAGUAUCCAUCUACUAUGACUAGUUUUAUUUAUCCAUCUAAAAUAAAGUAAUUUUAUUAAAAAUUAUUCAUCUCAUUAUUGACUACUGGAAAAUCUAAUCAUGUUCAAGUAUGUUUUGAAUUAUCCAUUUUUUCAAUUUUGUUUUGUUUUGUUCAUCUAUUUAAAAAAUAUACAUUUAUAAUAUUGCUAUGAAUAUAUGUAUAUUUCAUAGUAUAUACAAUUUAUAGAAUAUUACUAAUAUGUUUAAGAAGCAGUAUAAUUUAUAUUUGUGAGUCAAAUA
Messenger RNA from Daktulosphaira vitifoliae (grape phylloxera), 1761 nucleotides. RefSeq names its product cholinephosphotransferase 1 (gene bbc). Gene Ontology annotation, molecular function: ethanolaminephosphotransferase activity; diacylglycerol cholinephosphotransferase activity. The coding region runs from base 264 to 1532 and encodes 422 amino acids. Gene Ontology annotation, biological process: phosphatidylethanolamine biosynthetic process. NCBI's taxonomy places the organism in Eukaryota, Metazoa, Arthropoda, Insecta, Hemiptera, Phylloxeridae. The transcript has 8 exons. The record is from RefSeq and is a predicted model, not a curated record. Gene Ontology annotation, cellular component: endoplasmic reticulum membrane; Golgi apparatus.